UCAACACUCAAGCGCUACGAGUCCAUCUGCGGAGAGUCAAGUAAAAUAGCUAAUUCCGAGAUGAAUUCGCUUAAACUUUUUAACCUGGCCAUUUUACUCGCUGUCUUCAUCAAACCUAGUCAAUGUAAAACGAUUUUAUGUAAAACCCUAGAGGUCAGAGGUAAAUUGCAAGAAAUUUGCCAAGCCAUUUGUGAUGAGAACUGCGCCUAUGGCGUUUGUGACUAUAAACCCAAACGUUGCAUUUGCAACAAAGGUUAUCAUCCUGAGAACAAUAAAUGUCAGCCCGAUUGUGUCAAAGGAUGUCCGGCGAAUGCCACUUGCGUCGUGGGCAGCAACAAUUGUCGCUGCAACGUUGGCUACGAAGAAGAUGCCUCAGGCCAAUGCGUGCCCAUCUGCAGUGAGAAGUGCAACGAAAACAGCUUUUGUGCAGCACCAAACACCUGCCACUGUAUGCCGGGCUACGAGCAGACUACCAAUGGCUGUCAGCCGAUUUGUAGCGAAGGAUGUGAGGCGCACGCGCAUUGUACCGCGCCCAAUGUGUGCACCUGCGACGCCGGCUAUGAAGCGAUCACCAACACUAGCGAAAAAUGUCAACCCAUCUGCGAUGUGGCACGCUGUGGCAAUGCCACCACUUGCCUGCAACCUGGGGUUUGUGAAUGUGUCGCAGGUUACACGCGGCGCAACGACAGUAUCGAUUGUCUGCCCGUAUGUCCGGGAGGUUGUGGACCGCACGGCAUCUGCGUAGCGCCCGCGCAUUGUGCGUGUGUGGCGGGUUACGUGCGCCACGAUGAGGCAUGCCGGCCCAAAUGCCCACGCGCAUGCGGCCUUAAUGCGUAUUGUUCUCAACCGGAAGUGUGCCAAUGCAUAGAAGGUUUCGAGAAUAGGGCAAUCGGAGAUUUGGAGCAGAGUUGUCAACCAAUUUGUGUGAAUGAUUGUCCUCUCCAUGCAUAUUGCGCUGCACCAAACCAGUGCCACUGCAUCGCCGGCUACUCGCUCAUCGACCACACUUGCGUAGCGCACUGCACGGAUACGUGUGGCAAGCAUAGCAGUUGCAUAGCGCCCGACACCUGCCGCUGUAAUGUUGGCUUUUUGGAACAGCAUGGAGAAUGUGUGAGCUCGGCCCAACUGCAGAAAUGUGUGAAGGAAAUGAGAGUGCUCUUCAUUAGCAUGCAUGUGCCAUGUGUUACGAACUCUUUUGUUAUGAAUUUGUUUUAUGGAGCGCUAAUCGGUUUAAUUUUGGUAUGUGGCCUUAUCACCUACAAGGGUUUGCAGCAUUUGCGACAGAAAGUGCCCACGCGUGACGGAAAUUACACGCAAUCGCCACCGAAUUAUGUGAUCACUUAUCAGCCCCGCGGCGGUGAAAACGCCGAGGCAGUCAUAGAAGCGGAAUGUGAUAUGGCCAGCGCUAGCUACAGCCAACCGCCAGUCUAUAAUACGCUCACACAGAAGUGUUGAAGACAUGAAAGGCGCUUUAUGUUGGCAUUAUUAUUUUUAUGCAUUUUUGUAAACUAAUUUUAAUUAAAAUUCUUCUUCUGCGAAGUAGCUUGUUAGGGUCACAAUUAUUUAGUAGACUUUGACUGACAUUUCACGAUCAUUAUUUAUGCACAUUAGACUGCAUCACCAAAGAAAGGUGCGGGUUUUCCGGCGCGAUUACAAAAUCUAGUAUAUUCUAAGACUUCUACAAAAAUAUUUCGGAAAAAAUAUUAGGAUCUCACGUAAAUCUCACUCAACUUUUCGAGGUAUGUUCACAUUGGUCCAGCUCACGUAAAUCUUAAUAGUUUUGUGAGAUAUUUUGGCGAAAGUCUUAAAAUAUAAUAGAUUUUAUAGUUCUAGUGGAAAAAGAGUACCGAUUUUUUUUUUUUGUAUCGGGAGUGAUGCCGUCUAAUGUACUUGCGUUAUUAUGAUAAAUAUUUAAUGUUUUUUACAUGUAUUUACAUACACACAUAUGUACUUCACAAAACUCUUUCUAGGAGAAGCGGUUAGAAUUACUGAAUAGUCCUAAAAUUUUAACUACAUAUAUAUUUUAUAAUUUGAAUGAAAAGCAAAAAGAGGAUAAAAGAAAUAAAAUUUGGGCACUUUUUAUUGUCUUCUUA
This is a messenger RNA of Rhagoletis zephyria (snowberry fruit fly), 2093 nucleotides long. Its product is annotated as von Willebrand factor D and EGF domain-containing protein-like. NCBI's taxonomy places the organism in Eukaryota, Metazoa, Arthropoda, Insecta, Diptera, Tephritidae. The record is from RefSeq and is a predicted model, not a curated record.